This is a messenger RNA of Colossoma macropomum (tambaqui), 2059 nucleotides long. Its product is annotated as neuropilin and tolloid-like protein 1. The record is from RefSeq and is a predicted model, not a curated record. Gene Ontology annotation, molecular function: protein binding. The coding region runs from base 199 to 1788 and encodes 529 amino acids. NCBI's taxonomy places the organism in Eukaryota, Metazoa, Chordata, Actinopteri, Characiformes, Serrasalmidae. The transcript has 9 exons.
CUCUCAGCGCUGAGGGGAGGAUUAGCGUUAGCGGUGGCGGCUGAGCUCCAGCGCCUCCUCUCAGACUCACCAAUGAGCCGCUGCUGUGCUCUUCAUAUUUAGGAGCCCCGUCCGGUCAGCAUCGUUAUUCGUCCACCCAGUCAGCCGUUACACAUCUGCAUUUCAUGGACUUCAAAGUUGGACACCUUGUGGUGAGCCAUGCUUCCCCCGCCAGCACUUCUGCUUCUUUUCGUUUUUGCAGCUCUCACCAAACAGGGCUUUUCUGGAGCACUAACAGGACAAAAGAAGGCUCAAGUUACAAACAACUCCGGAGUGACACCCGAGGGUCUGUGCGGUGCCUGGGUUAAAGAACCUGAUGGAGGAUAUUUCACAUCCCCUAACUAUCCUGAUAAAUACCCUCCUGAUAGAGAAUGCACAUAUAUAAUAGAAGCUUCUCCAAGACAGUGCAUCGACUUGUACUUUGAUGAAAAGUACUCCAUAGAGCCAUCGUGGGAGUGCAAGUUUGACCACAUUGAAGUUAGAGACGGCCCUUUUAGCUUUUCUCCCAUCAUCGGGCGAUACUGCGGCCAGCAGAGCCCUAUGUAUGUCAGGUCCAGCGGGCGAUACCUAUGGAUUAAGUUUGUUGCGGACAGUGAGCUGGAGGCCAUUGGAUUUUCCGCAAGGUACAAUUUCACUCAAGAUCCUGAUUUUAAAGAUUCUUCAAUCCCUCUGGCUCUACCAUUGUGUGAGUUUGAAAUGAGCGGGCCCGAGGGCAUUGUCGAGUCUGUAAUGGUGUCAAAAGAGGGCAGGGCUCUGCAGACAGAGGCCAUUGACUGCAGGUGGUUCAUCCGAGCCCCUCCUGGCUCAAAGAUAUACUUACGCUUCCUGGAGUACGAGAUGCAGAACUCGAAUGAAUGCAAGCGUAACUUUGUGGCUGUCUAUGACGGCAGCAGCUCAGUGGAGCACCUGAAGAAUAAGUUCUGCAGCACAGUGGCUAACGACGUCAUGUUGCUCACUUCGGUUGGCGUCAUCCGCAUGUGGGCCGACGAGGGCAGCCGCAAGAGCCGUUUCCGCAUCCUCUUCACUACCUUCCAAGAGCCUCCAUGUGAAGGAGACGCGUUCUUCUGCCACAGCAACAUGUGUAUCAACCACACGCUAGUGUGCAAUGGUAUACAGAACUGUGUCUAUCCAUGGGAUGAGAACGGAUGCAAAGAGAAAAGGAAGGCCACCAUCUUGGAACACCUAGACAAUACCAACAUGACCAUAAUCGCGAUCACCUGUGGAGUGGUCCUCAUUCUGCUGACCGUGUCAAUCAUCAUCCAGAUCAGGCAGCCACGAAAGAAGUACAUCAUAAGGCGAGAUGACUUUGACCCCGCCCUCCUUCAUGAGGCUUUUGAGCCACCCCAUUACGAGUUGUGUGCACUGCGGCGGGCAGCAUCAGCCGAGGGCGAGGCCCUACCCGAGGACUUCCCCAAGCUGCAGCGCUCCUCCUCCAAGUGCGUCCAUGGGCACCACUGUGGCUCGCAGGCGUCCAGCGUGCGAGGUAGCCGCAGCGACCUGAGCAUGCGGGACGCUGCCGCCAUCCUCUCCGAGAUGCAGGCAGUGGCACCACAGCCUCCUCCCCUCCAGCAUCACACCCUCCCCGGUGGACGCAGGAACAUUGUGGUGAUGAAGCACAGCUACUCACAAGACGGCGCAGAGGUGUGCGAACUGGACGACGACCUUGAGGACGGGCCUACCACCAGCCACGGCCACGGGAGAAUGGGGAUGGACAGGACUGUGCACCGAUCGGUAUCUAAUGACUUCUGACAGAGACUUUUAUGGCUCAUGCACAUUACAUUGACCAUGGAAGAAGACCCCAAUUAUCUGCACAUCAAUUAGUUUUGCAUUUUAUGUUGAGAAAACCAUGAAAGAAACCCCCAAAAAAAUCCAUUAGCAUUAUCUAUAAGCAGUACAUUUGUUUUGUAUUCUUCAACUGGCGUGUGUCUCUGUCCAAUACUGUAUAUAUUGUGUGAGAUGUGAUGGAACUUAUGCACUUUGGAUUCACUUUGGACUGGUGGAGUCUUGUCUCCCAAGCACU